Molecule: messenger RNA, 1111 nt
Organism: Trichobilharzia szidati
Lineage: Eukaryota; Metazoa; Platyhelminthes; Trematoda; Strigeidida; Schistosomatidae
Source: the annotation of a GenBank genome assembly
AUCCAAGUUAUUUGCUAUAAAAGACCUUGAUUUCGUGACUUUUUGAAAGCACAACACAAUGUCAGAUUACUGCAUCUCGCUAAGUGACGACUUUAAAGGUUAUCCUGUGGACAAGUUUUGUAUUUCUUCCCGUUAUGAUGGAUGCAUGGAUUAUGUCCUUAUACCGAAUGGUAUGGUUAAAGACAGGUAUGUAAUGUCGAAAGUUUAAUUCUUUUUAAGGCUGGAAAAAAUGGCAAUGGACAUUGUGAAUUUUUAUGAAGCAUCAAAAGCAAAAUCGAUUACACUUAUGUGUGUCCUUAAAGGUGGAUUUAAAUUUCUUGCUGAUCUUGUUGAUGGACUGGAAAGAACUGUCCGUGCAAGAGGCAUUGUCAUGCCUAUGACUGUUGAGUUUAUUCGAAUUAAGAGUUAUGUCAAUGAUGCCAGUACCUACGAACCGGUAAUAACGGGUUUGGAAAAUCCUUCAGAAUAUAAAGAUAAGGAUAUUCUUGUUGUUGAGGACAUUGUCGACACCGGUAGAACAAUGAGAAAACUUAUGAGUCAUUUACAGAGUUUUUCAACGAGGAGUGUUAAAGUUGCCACCCUGCUUGUUAAGCGUAAACCAGAUGGUAUCACCUAUCGACCGGAUUUUGCAGGAUUUGAAGUUCCCAACCGAUUUGUUGUUGGCUAUGCUUUCGACUAUAAUGAACAUUUCCGGGAUAUACAGCAUAUUUGUGUGAUCAACGAAAAGGGUCAACAGAAAUUCUCUUUACCUUCCGUGCCAAAUGCUCUGUAACGUUUAAAAUUAGGGUUUCGAAGAAUGGAAUUUCAAUGAAGUCACCAUAAAUACUUCUUUGAAUUUCUUCUCUGAAUCUAUAUACACUUACAUGAAUACGCGCCAAAUUUGUUAUUUGUACCACAGUUUUCUACACACAUCUGUAGUCCAUUUAAAAAAAUUUCAAUGUAUCAUUCCUAAAUUUGUAUUGUAUUCAUUCAACCUCACUAUGCGCACGUAUCCAUUUCUAUAAUUUUGUAAACUUUAGUAGUAUUCAUUAUUUGGCGAAUAAAAGAAUUUUUAUAGUACUCAAUUUAUAUAUUUUCAGUCAAAUAAAAUAAAUUAGAGAUUAAAUCCUUC